Aethina tumida (small hive beetle) is the source of this 1215-nucleotide messenger RNA. RefSeq names its product tRNA (guanine-N(7)-)-methyltransferase non-catalytic subunit wuho (gene wuho). The coding region runs from base 86 to 1201 and encodes 371 amino acids. The record is from RefSeq and is a predicted model, not a curated record. Gene Ontology annotation, molecular function: protein binding; tRNA (guanine(46)-N7)-methyltransferase activity. NCBI's taxonomy places the organism in Eukaryota, Metazoa, Arthropoda, Insecta, Coleoptera, Nitidulidae. Gene Ontology annotation, cellular component: tRNA methyltransferase complex; nucleus; cytosol. Gene Ontology annotation, biological process: RNA (guanine-N7)-methylation. The transcript is spliced from 2 exons.
GUUUCACCAUAAACACCCCAUAGUGAAUCAUCCAUUCUCAUGAAGGGGUGUAUGUAGGCAAUACUGCUGCAAAUAAAUAGGGAAAAUGGUGGUGAUUAAAUCGAAAAAUGACUGUUUAGUAGUGGCGAAUAAAGACAGUUUAGUUUUUUUCGAUAGGAACUCCCAAACAACCCAAGCUGUGGAAAUACCGGAGCCAAUUUUGCCUGAAAACCUUACCAAAGGACAAAUUGAGGUUUUGAAAAAAGAAGACAGGACGGUCACUUCCUUAUCAUUUUCUAAAAAUGGGGAAUACUGUGUCGUGUCCACAGAAAAUAAACAAGUAAUAGUUUUUGACAGUAAAUUACAAGCAGUGAAAAAUUUUAUUGUAAACAGAGCUGCAAGUAAAGUGUUAUUUACCUCACACAAUGAUGUUAUUGUGGCUGAUAAGACAGGGGAUGUAUAUUUGUAUAAAUUAAAUGAAGAACCUCAGCCAAUUUUAUUAUUAGGACACUUAAGUGUUGUGUUUGAUGUUAUUUUAUCUGAAUGUGAAAAAUAUAUCAUCACCUGUGAUCGUGAUGAGAAAAUAAGAGUCUCAUAUUUUCCAAAUGCCUAUAAUAUUGUUAGUUUCUGUUUGGGACAUAAGGAAUUUGUGACAACAUUAAAAAUUGUCAAGAACACCCUUAUUUCUGCUUCUGGUGAUGGAACAUUCAGAUAUUGGAAUUAUUUGAAUGGCAAGGAACUGGAACUUGUCAAUUCCAAUCAGUACAUAAAAGAUGAUAGUAUUUUACAAGCAUUUUCAAAAGAAAUGGAUGAAGAAAAAGUUGAUGUAACUGCCUUACCAAUAAUUGAUUUGCAAGUUCAUGAAAAUGGUAGAGUUUUUGUGGCUGUAUCAAUUUAUAAUGUAAGUGGAAUACAAUUAUAUGUUACUGAUUUAUCCUGUUACAAAACAACAUUUAUUAAAAAUAUACAAAUGAACUGCAAUAUUUCUAGUUUUUUCUUAGGUAAAUUUUUAUAUAUUUUAAGUGAUAAUUUAUAUUCAUACAAAUUGCAUAAUGAAGACUAUGAACUAUGUGGUGACAUUCAAUUUGAUGAUUUUUAUAAGAAAUAUUGUCAGGAUUCAAAAUUGUCUAGCUAUAAUUCUAUAACAGCAUAUUAUAAGAGAAAAUUUGACAAUGUACAAGAGUAUUUGGAAAGGAAAAAACAGAGGCUUGAGUCAAAAUAAAGAACUAAAAAAGA